CUGACUCAUGCAGAGAAACAGCCCCACCACCCACCCUGACAAAUGCCUGAAGCCCACAUGCAGCCGCAAACAUCACUGCCCACCACAGACCACAGAAGCAAGAAGCCUGUUUCCUGUUACUUGCCACCACUCAGCAAUGCCCACCCCAUAUGUAAACAGGUCUAGAAUGCUCAAAAUUGUUAUUUCACUGCUGCAACAUUGGAGCUGUCCAUCAUCUCGGACACACACUUUUGUAAACCAAUAACAAAGGAUCAACUUUCUUCUAGGUCUGAAUUGAAUACUUUGAGGCUAAAGCAUCUUAACUCAUUUAGGGGGUGGAAAAUAUUAACCCAAAUAAGCCUUACCUAA
Cercocebus atys (sooty mangabey) is the source of this 348-nucleotide messenger RNA. RefSeq names its product disrupted in renal carcinoma 1 (gene DIRC1). The record is from RefSeq and is a predicted model, not a curated record. Lineage: Eukaryota; Metazoa; Chordata; Mammalia; Primates; Cercopithecidae.